Acanthisitta chloris (rifleman) is the source of this 1033-nucleotide messenger RNA. Its product is annotated as small conductance calcium-activated potassium channel protein 2-like. Gene Ontology annotation, cellular component: plasma membrane; neuron projection; neuronal cell body. Gene Ontology annotation, molecular function: small conductance calcium-activated potassium channel activity; calmodulin binding. Gene Ontology annotation, biological process: potassium ion transmembrane transport. The transcript has 7 exons. The record is from RefSeq and is a predicted model, not a curated record. NCBI's taxonomy places the organism in Eukaryota, Metazoa, Chordata, Aves, Passeriformes, Acanthisittidae. The annotation marks the transcript as partial.
CACGGCUCAUUCCUCUCGCAGGAGUCGUCGUAUUCGUUUGCACUGAAAUGCCUUAUCAGCCUCUCGACCCUCAUCCUCCUGGGGCUCAUCGUCAUGUACCACGCCAGGGAGAUCCAGCUCUUCAUGGUGGAUAACGGCGCCGAUGACUGGCGCAUCGCCAUGACCUACGAGCGCAUCUUCUUCAUCGCGCUGGAGCUGAUCGUCUGCGCCAUCCACCCCAUCCCUGGGCAGUACCUGUUCACCUGGACAGCACGUUUGGCCUUCACCUAUGCUGCUUCCGUGGCCGACGCCGACGUGGACAUCAUCCUGUCCAUCCCCAUGUUCCUGCGGCUCUACCUGAUCGGGCGCGUGAUGCUGCUGCACAGCAAACUCUUCACCGACGCCUCCUCCCGCAGCAUCGGGGCCCUCAACAAGAUCAACUUCAACACUCGCUUCGUCAUGAAGACACUCAUGACCAUCUGCCCUGGCACUGUCCUCCUGGUCUUCAGCAUCUCCUCCUGGAUCAUCGCUGCCUGGACCGUCCGGGCUCUGAGCAGGUACCACGACAAGCAGGAGGUGACCAGCAACUUCCUGGGGGCAAUGUGGUUUUUUUUUAUCGGCUACGGGGACAUGGUGCCACACACCUACUGCGGGAAGGGCGUGUGUCUGCUCACUGGCAUCAUGGGAGCUGGUUGCACUGCUCUGGUUGUCGCCGUCGUGGCCCGAAAACUGGAGCUCACCAAAGCAGAGAAACACGUCCACAAUUUCAUGAUGGAUACGCAGCUGACGAAGCGGGUGAAAAAUGCUGCUGCCAACGUACUCAGGGAAACGUGGCUCAUCUACAAACACACCAAGCUGGUGAAGAAGAUCGACCAUGCCAAAGUUCGGAAACACCAGCGUAAGUUCCUCCAAGCCAUCCAUCAGCUGAGGAGUGUGAAGAUGGAGCAGAGGAAGCAACGCUCUGGUGGACCUGUCGAAGGGUAGCGACGCCAGAACAUCAUGUACGACAUGGUCUCGGAGCUGCAGGAGCGCCACGAGGACCUGGAGAAGAGAC